Molecule: messenger RNA, 852 nt
Organism: Helianthus annuus (common sunflower)
Lineage: Eukaryota; Viridiplantae; Streptophyta; Magnoliopsida; Asterales; Asteraceae
Exons: 3
Coding region: 1-852 (283 amino acids)
Molecular function (GO): nucleic acid binding; zinc ion binding
Source: RefSeq, a predicted model, not a curated record
AUGGCUGACUCAAAUGAAAUAAAUAGCCAUCCAGUGGAGCAAAAUGAGAACGGCCAGAUUACGUUAACGGGUGCUGAAUUAAAAGCGAUCAUAGACGGCGCUGUUACACAGGCUUUGGAAAGGCAAUAUGAGGAAUACAGUGGUACUCGAAGUAGGACCCACUCUGCACCACAUUCAAAGCCCAAGACACAUUCUGAGGCUCAUAGCAAGCCUCCUCCCAAAAAGAAUGGACCCAAGAAAGAUGGUGAUGACCAACCAAAAAGAAUCGCUCGCUUUAUCGGAGGUUUAGCCCCGGAAAUCAAGGCAAGCGUAAAAGCUUCUCGGCCAGCUACCUUCAGGUCUGUAGCUGACAUUUCCUUAUCCCUCACUCUGGAUGCGGUCAGGCAGAGAUCGCUGAGGAAUAAGAAGGCCGAGAAAAGGAAGCGUGAAGACGAUGGUUCGCGGAAGUCGAACAAGAAGCACCGUGGGAGCGGUGACAACAAGAAAGGGUCAGAGUCGAGGAAGGAUGGGCAUAAUUCUGGUGAAAAGCCCAUGUGUAAAAUUUGCAAGAAGCAGCACUAUGGAAAGUGCAGACUGGAGUCAAACUCUCAGACUCAGUCAAAACCCUUUGCUUGUGGAAUUUGCAAGUCCACGGAUCACAAAACCCUGGAUUGCAAAAAGAUAAAAGACGCAACGUGCUACCGUUGCAAUGAAAAGGGGCACAUCAAGACCAACUGCCCAAAGUACAACAAGAAGCCUGAGGAGGUUAAGAAGACUAAUGCUAGAGUCUUCAAAAUGGACGCGAAAGAGGCUGUGCAAGACGAUAAUGUCAUAACAGAACCAUUCUUUUCCUCUGUCUCUACUUCCGUUUAA